UCUGUCGAACGCCAAUCAGUGAACAUGGUCAUCCAGGGUUUAAUAUCCAUGCUACGCUUGUUAUUGAUUUCUUGUUAACGUGUGGAAGAGAUCGAGUCUGUAGAUUCGGCGUGUUUUGAUUAGUCGUAACCGUAGUGGAUGCCUUUAUAUUUGGAUGCUAACGAGCACCUUGGCGUUGCCCAACCAGUUGAGGCAUAUUAGUAUGGACACAUCUUUCUCCAAUGCUCCGCAUAUGUGGCAGUGUCGUGUGGUCAAACCGAUUGCCGCUGGUGCCGGUCACAUGUGCCUUUUAUGCAGUUUCGAAGAGGUUCCGACGAAUUUAUUUUGAUUUUAUCGAUUUCAUAAGUAAAUAACCUCUUUCCCGGAUUUUCAGAAUUUCGGAGUGAAAUGUUCAAUAUGCCUUGUUUUCGCUCUGACUAGGAGAAAUAUCAUCUACAAAUGAGGUGACGUUGACUGCAGUGAAGAUCGUUAAUUGAUAAAUGUGUAUGUACGUCUUGCCGUUUGGAAUUAUAUGGAUAUGUCGUAACUGCUUUUGAUUUGAAUGCUUUUUAAAACGUGCUUCUCAGAGUUUUUACACAACUCGUCGUUCUCUUCGGAAUCGAAUCUUGUAUCAACGAUUUAUUUUCGCUUGAAGCAGAAAUAUUGAAGGAUAAGUCUUUGUAUCGAGAUGGGGAACUCUAUGUGCUGUCGAAGGAGGUGCCAGUCGCGGAACGUUUCAUCGCCGAAGAAGCUGAAGAGGGGCGAAAGCGUCUUCGACCAACAUCCAUGGCUUCGGAAACUCCAAAGCGCCCUCGUAACGAUCUCCUUGCUCGCCAUCCUCUUCGGCUACGCCUUCAUUGGCGCUGCCGUGUUCGUCGUUCUCGAGAGCAACACUGAACUCGAGGCCCUCCACCGGUAUGAGGAGGCGCGACGAGAUUUCCUUGGACACGUCACGAACGUAACGCUCAAUUUUUCGUCCAUAGAAGACCCUAGUGACAUCGACAUCGAUGACAUGAAAAUGGAUCUGCUUCUCCUCGUGGACCAGUACGAAGAUGCAAUGGAAGACGUCCUUUGUAAACACCAUACCUCGGUCAAGACACGAAACGCGACCGGCAAGCCCAGGUGGAAUUUCUUUGGAGCUUUGUUCUUCUCCGCCACCGUCAUCUCAACCAUAGGUAGGAAAAAUGUUUACCUUUGACACGCAAUCAUAUUCAUAUUGUAAUGAAUG
Lytechinus variegatus (green sea urchin) is the source of this 1207-nucleotide messenger RNA. RefSeq names its product potassium channel subfamily K member 13-like. The record is from RefSeq and is a predicted model, not a curated record. NCBI's taxonomy places the organism in Eukaryota, Metazoa, Echinodermata, Echinoidea, Temnopleuroida, Toxopneustidae. Gene Ontology annotation, biological process: stabilization of membrane potential; potassium ion transmembrane transport. Gene Ontology annotation, molecular function: potassium ion leak channel activity. The transcript is spliced from 2 exons. The coding region runs from base 668 to 1177 and encodes 169 amino acids. Gene Ontology annotation, cellular component: membrane.